Molecule: messenger RNA, 1185 nt
Organism: Arachis stenosperma
Lineage: Eukaryota; Viridiplantae; Streptophyta; Magnoliopsida; Fabales; Fabaceae
Product: glutathione gamma-glutamylcysteinyltransferase 1-like
Exons: 7
Coding region: 270-953 (227 amino acids)
Biological process (GO): response to metal ion; cellular detoxification of cadmium ion; phytochelatin biosynthetic process
Molecular function (GO): metal ion binding; glutathione gamma-glutamylcysteinyltransferase activity
Source: RefSeq, a predicted model, not a curated record
AGAAACCGUGAACCUCAAGCACCAUUCCCAGUGGCUGCCUCACUUCCACUCUGAACCCGCUGCUUCCGGCCUCGCGACCUCGAGCCUCAGUCAGCCUCGCCGUUCGUAUCACAUUGCAUCCAGCCACUCGCCAGGUUACUGCUUUUCUCCGUCAGAGCCUCUUAUGCCUCCAUCAGACGAAAAGGGAUUUCACAUUGGCAAGAAGGGAUCGAUAGCUCAACCUUGAAAGGAUUAGAUAGAACUAUUUGCAUUGAGCAACUCAAAAAUAAAUGAUGUUGAAUGGAUUUUACAAACGACUCCUUCCGUCACCCCCUGCAAUUGAUUUUGUUUCCAACAAUGGGAAGAAACUUUUCUUAGAAGCCUAUCAAAAUGGAACCAUGCAAGGCUUCAACAGUUUGAUUUCCCAUUUCCAAACUCAAACGGAACUUACUUAUUGUGGUCUCGCAAGUCUAACCAUGGUCUUAAAUUCACUUGCCAUUGAUCCUGGAAGAAAAUGGAAAGGACCUUGGAGAUGGUUUGAUGAAUCUAUGUUGGAUUAUUGUGGACCUUUGGAAACUGUCAGAGCUAAUGGCAUCUCAUUCGAGAAACUUGCAUCCUUAGGUCAUUGUGCCGGAGCAAAAGUUGAGGCAUUUCGUGCAAGCAAUAUCACUAUCGAUGAUUUUCGCAAAUAUGUCACCAAGUGUUCAACUACUGAUGAUUGUCAUAUAAUUGCAUCAUAUCACCGAGCUGCUCUCAAACAAACAGCAGGUGGGCACUAUUCUCCCAUAGGUGGCUACCACGCUGGAAAGGACAUGGUUCUUAUUUUGGAUGUUGCGCGGUUCAAGUAUCCUCCUCAUUGGGUUCCACUUUCACUUAUUUGGGAAGGCAUGAACUAUAUUGUUGAAUCAACUGGAAAAACAAGGGGGUUCUUGCUUGUAUCAAGGCCUCACAAGGAACCUAACAUGCUUAAAUAAUCUGAAAUCAAGAAGCCAGAAGGUGUGGUUCCACUUUUAAGCACCAAUGGGAAAUCAGGUUUUGCUGACAAGCUUUACAUCAAUUUGUCAUAUGAUUUAUACGUUUAGAGAUAACAGUAGUUAACUAGUUUGUUAUCCAGAAAAAAAAGUAUUGAAAUUGUUAAUCACCUUUCAUAUAGUUCAAGGUGGAUCUUGUUUAUAGAUAAAUACAUUAUAAUGUAACCAAAACUAA